AUGCGUUCUAACUUUAAAUUAUUUAAUUUUUGUUUGAUUUUCAUUUUGUGCCAAGCCAGUUACAAGGAGCAGUAUCGAGUGCCACACGAAUAUUCACAAAACUGGGAGUCGUAUAUACUGAAAGAAAAGGAGUAUCUCAUACAAAAUCUGCCCGUCACAUGGGAGAACGCAAAGAUUUUAUGUCGGGGUCAUCACAAUGGAAACUUGGCGAUAUUGGACACUCGGGAGAAAUCCGAGUUUUUGGCUGAAGCGCUCUCGGAAUCGCAACUAGAAGUGGAAUCCGUUUGGGUGGGCGCAAGAAGAGACUCGAGUGAAGAUCCGGAGGGCUACAGAUGGAGCCAGGGUGUGGAACUGAGACGGACCGCUGCCGACAUUCUAAUGAGUGAAAAGGAUGAAAUAAACUCAAAACGUUAUCCUCUAUGGCUGAACCGGACACAUGUCCCAGUACCGGAGGGUGGCGCCGAUUGCGUUGCAUUGGAGAGAGUCCAGCACGACAAGCCUGUCUUCCUAGACCUUUCCUGCCUCAUAGAGAGGCCCUUCGUAUGUGAGAGGGAUGCCAAGAUGGACGUAGCGGUACAAGAGCUGAAAACGGUGCGCUGCAAAACGGGACUGUACCACAUCUUCGACGGGCGGCUGAACUGGGAUCAGGCGGCAGCGCACUGCGUGAUAAAACAAAUGACUUUAGCCAACAUCGGUACUAUGAGGUGCUUGAAGAAGCUUGGGCUCACAAUGCUAAAAUCGAGACCGAGUAUCGAAAACGCUUGGGUGGGCGCCAAGGGCUCACUCGGUCGCUGGGCCUGGAUAGACUCCGGUCUCAGCAUCUUCCAGGCAUCUCCGUACACUGAUGUGCAACCGGAAAUGUGGCCGCCGAUGCGAGAUCGUACGACAGUGAAACAGAGCGGCUGCCUCCAGCUGGACAGACAUACCACCAAAAGUCCUGUAUUCCUCGAAGGCCGCUGCGAGAGAAGGAUGCAGUUCAUUUGUUACAAAGGUGUGCCGGGCAUGAGGAGAAGUGUCGCGACACCCAGCGACGACAAUUACUACUACGUGCUGGUGAGGCAGCAGUUCUACUGGCAGCACGCGUACGAGAACUGCCUGAAGAUGAACGGCACACUGGCCAACGUGGAGAGUCGGGACAUUCUGAUACAGCUGCUUCUGGUUAUGGGUGAAAACAAAGACGAGCCCGUUGAACACAUAUGGAUCUCAGGGCGCCUCAACAUGACUAAGGACGCGAACACCGAGCAGGUGACGUACACGUGGACGAAUCCAGCAAACGGGAGGAGGAUCCCAGACACGAAAGCCGACGGAGAAUUCAUCGAUGGUCUAUACAUGCCGCCAUGGCUAGACGAAGAGUUCUCGAUGGACAAUCCCUGCUUGAAUCUUGACCGUCAGGAUCAUUUAAACGGUUUAGUCUAUGGAAUGUCCUGUGACACACCCCAGUACUCUGUUUGUAUGAUUGAGAAAAAAGCUCCGAAAUCCUUUGAGAAAGUAAUCGAAGUGAAUGAAACCCUU
This is a messenger RNA of Iphiclides podalirius (scarce swallowtail), 1512 nucleotides long. Lineage: Eukaryota; Metazoa; Arthropoda; Insecta; Lepidoptera; Papilionidae. The record is from the annotation of a GenBank genome assembly.